Prorocentrum cordatum is the source of this 1887-nucleotide messenger RNA. The record is from the annotation of a GenBank genome assembly. Lineage: Eukaryota; Dinophyceae; Prorocentrales; Prorocentraceae.
CCAUUUUGGCUCAAGACGGCCUGUGUUCCGCAUUCCGCGCGAGCGGACGGCCCUUUCCCCGCCCCUGCGAUGGAGGUCCUGGAGUUCCGCAGCGUCCGUGCAGUGGAGGCAGUCACCGUCGUGCUCUGCGCUGCCGCGACGCUGGGGCGCCCGAUCCUGCGACUGUGCCGCGAGGAGCGCGCGCUGCCAUUUGUGCGCGAUUGCUCGGGUCGUUUAUUCGAAUUCUCGAAGGCCGUGAAGACGUUCGUUCUGUGCGGCUGUGAUGCGCAGGACCCCGUUUAUGUACACAAGCAGUCCAUGAGGAUCGACAUAUCUCGGCAUUUUGUUCGGGUCAUUUCUGUGGUCAUGGUAUGUUUCCUCUCAUUGCAGGCACUGGUUGGAGACAACAGUGAGCUUAUCCUACCGUUACGUUUGUACGCAUGUCUAUUUUGCAUUGUGUGCGCGAUCUUGCGCUUGUUCCCAGGGCUGGUUACCCUGGUGACAGUGCACCUCUGGUAUUCGGUUGUGUUGUUUGCGGCUGCGCUCAAGGUUUCACCGCUCUUUCAGUUCGCGGAGGCGGUGCCUGACCUCAGGUUGUUCAUCAUGUUUGAUUGUAUUGGCCUGGCAGUGAUGAAUCUGUACAUGCCGAUGAACUUUCUUUGGGCCUCCGUCCUGUACCUGAGCGCCACGCUCACGCUGCUGGUGGGGCCUUCCAACGGCAAUCCUUGCUUCGACUUCGUCCAAACUUUGGAAAUGAUUGGCUUCGACUGGAUCUUUGUAAGUGUAUACUUGGUCAGUGUGCACAUCGUUUUCUCAAAGGCGGCCGCUUUCCAUCUCGAAAGCACCCACUCUAAGAACGAGCUGCGGGCCGCCAGGGCUAUACUGGCAGGCAUCUGUGACGCCGUAGUGGAGCUCGGUCCUGAUUUGAAGCUGGCGCACUGUUCGGAGAGUCUCGCUGCGCUGCUGAUGAUCAACCCGCUACGAAACAAGACUGGGGCGAGCAUGCUAGCUAUUCUUGCCACGGAAGCCGAUCGCGAGAAGUUCUUUCAAGAGGUGACCUCCAGUACCUCGUCCGACAAGAUUUGCAAGGCCUUCCACGUAAACAUGCGGGACACGCGCGGCAUUUUAGUGCACGUGGAGAUGUUCUGUGUGCGUUUCGAUUCGGGCGAGGGUAGGGAGUCAUACCUUCUCGGCCUGCGGGAGUUCUGGGACGCAGCUUCGGCCGGCGGUGCGCAGCAGCAGGAAUUGCCCAGGUCGGUUUUGACGUCGGGUGUCCAGAGCAGUUUGCAUUUGAGUGCCGAGGAGCGGUCGGGCCUCGGAACCUCUGAAGUCGAGUCCUCGCAAUUGUCCACCGUGCCCGAGCUUGCUGUUUGGUUUGACGCCUUGUCACCAAAGCUUACCCUGUUGGGAUGCACAAGUGCCUUCGAGAUGUUCAUUGGUGGUUCAUUUGCACAUAUGUGCGCCGUUGAGGAUACUCUCCUGGGGUGUACCCAGCCAGAUCAGCAAGAGGACUUUGAGUAUUGGAUUCGCCACUGCCUGGACGAGUUCACUGCAUCCGCUUGCAGGGGAGAGGCGAUUCCAUUGAGUGUGGAGAUGGUGCGUUUCCGCUUCAGCGAGCACCAUCAUCGUUUCCGCCUCGUCAUCCAGAGCAGGGUGACGCUGGUCCCGGCCCCGACGGCUGGCGAGCCAUGGCCCACGGGCCUCGGCCAGCCCCAGCGCGUGGCAAAGCUCGUUUUCGAGAGGCCCGAGUGGAUCCAGGGGGAAGGUUGGAGCCGGCUCCGGCGCGCCCGCGCGCCCGUGCCCGCCGUCGCCCAGGGACCUGUGGGCGACACGUUCACGCCCCGGCUCGGCGGCGACGGCACGAGGGGCUUGGGCAGCGGUGGGCCAGAUUACCGCAUUGCGCUCUGA